Molecule: messenger RNA, 1528 nt
Organism: Bombina bombina (fire-bellied toad)
Lineage: Eukaryota; Metazoa; Chordata; Amphibia; Anura; Bombinatoridae
Product: gastrula zinc finger protein XlCGF26.1-like
Exons: 3
Coding region: 91-1401 (436 amino acids)
Biological process (GO): central nervous system development; regulation of transcription by RNA polymerase II
Cellular component (GO): nucleus
Molecular function (GO): RNA polymerase II cis-regulatory region sequence-specific DNA binding; DNA-binding transcription factor activity, RNA polymerase II-specific
Source: RefSeq, a predicted model, not a curated record
CAGAGCACUGAGAGAUAUCAGGUAUUGAUGUAACUGGAGUGAAUAAGGGAACCUUCUUCCUGAGCACAGACAUUGGAGCCUGUUAUCAGCAUGAACUCAUAUGUGUUAGACAAUCACUUGAAUAGUUCAUAUCCAUCCUUCACUAAAGGAAGCAUCAGAAUGAUACCACAAACUCCAAACGUCUUAGACACAAAUGACUAUUCACAAACAUUGGGGAAAUCACAGCAGAUAUUUAAAGAACAUGGUGAAUUGGCAGGAACUGGGCAGAAAUCAUUAUGUACAGGAAGUAAUUUAGUCAUCAAACAACAGGACAACAUUUAUGCCUUAUCUAGUGAAAUGAUUAUCCCAGAGGAUAAACCACACACAGUUACUGAGUUUAAAGAAGAGAAAAGUCUUAAGUUUAGCCAAAUGAUUAAUACAAAGGAGAAACCUCACACAUGUACAGAAUGUGGGAGAUGUUUAACAUCUAAAGGAAGCCUUAUGUAUCACAGAAAGACCCACACAGGGGAGAAACCUUUCACAUGUAAUGAGUGUUGGAAAUGUUUCACAUCCAAGGCAAAUCUUAUAUCUCAGGAAAAGACCCACACAGUGGAGAAACCUUUAACCUGUACAAAACGUUUUGAAAAGCCAUUCACAUGUACAAAGUGUGGAAAAUGUUUUACACUAAAGUGUAAUCUGAAAACUCAUGAAAGGAUUCACACAGGAGAAAAAGCUUUAACAUGUACAGAGUGUGGAAAAAGUUUUAGACUAAAGAGUGAUCUAGAAACUCAUGAAAGGAUUCACACAGGAGAAAAGCCAUUCACAUGUACAGAGUGUGGGAAAUGUUUUACACAAAAGAGUGAUCUAAAUACUCAUGAAAGGAUUCACACAGGAGAAAAACCUUUCACAUGUACAGAGUGUGGAAAAGAAUUUACAGUAAAAAGUAAUCUGAAAACUCAUGAAAGAAUUCACACAGGAGUAAAACCUUUUACAUGUACAGAGUGUGGAAAAAGUUUUCCACAAAAGAGUCAUCUGAAUAGUCAUGCAAGGAUUCACACAGGAGAAAAAGCUUUCACAUGUACAGAAUGUGGAAAAAGUUUUAGACAAAAGAUUGAUCUAAAAACUCAUGAAAGGAUUCACACAGGAGAAAAGCCUUUCACAUGUACAGAGUGUGGGAAAUGUUUUCCACAAAAGAGUCAUCUGAAUAGUCAUGCAAGGAUUCACACAGGAGAAAAACCUUUCACAUGUACAGAGUGUGGAAAAAGUUUUAGAAAAAAGAGUGAUCUAAAAGCUCAUGAAAGGAUUCACACAGGAGAAAAACCUUUCACAUGUACAGAGUGUGGAAAAGAAUUUACAGUAAAAAGUAAUCUGAAAACUCAUGAAAGGAUUCACACAGGAGAAAAACCUUUCACAUAUUUAUAAAGUGGAAAAGGGUAUCCCAUGUCAGUCAGGUAUCACAAAACACCAAAUAUUUACUCACAAAACAAACUUUAUAUGCACUGUGUGAAAACCUUUUAUGAAUUAUCCUAAGGAAGACAAACUCUUUAAA